Molecule: messenger RNA, 934 nt
Organism: Carassius gibelio (silver crucian carp)
Lineage: Eukaryota; Metazoa; Chordata; Actinopteri; Cypriniformes; Cyprinidae
Gene: dync2i2
Product: dynein 2 intermediate chain 2
Exons: 3
Coding region: 342-749 (135 amino acids)
Source: RefSeq, a predicted model, not a curated record
UACAGCGGACAGCUAAUCAUUGAUUGGCUCACGGUAUCCAUGGCAGCGCCGUCACGGAAAUGGAGGAACGAACAACAAUGUGAUUGUGCAUUGGCCAAAUACAACAGUAACUUGGAACAUUAGCGAUAAGAAGUGUUUUCCCAUCACAGAAGCAGAUAUUGAUUCCCAACAUAAAACAGUUUGUAAAUAUGUUGAAUAACCAGAAAAUCGUGCUAUAUGAAAAAUAAUCGCCUAGCUCAAUGCUAACUGUAACGCCUAGAGAGAAAACAUGUUGUAGAGAGUGUUAGUGUUGAAAUCUUUUAAUCUUGUACUUCUGAGAUGAAGCGUGAGACAUUUUAAACAUGUUCACGGAUGAAACUCUUGCUUUAAUUGGCGCUGAAUCUACAUGGAGAAAGUCACACCAGCAAACGCAAGAAUCGAGAAGCUGUCAAACUCUUCCAGUUCACACAAGCCAAAGAUGUGUUAGACAGCAGCACCCAGACAGAAGACCAGAUCAGUCAAACACUCCCCCAAGAACAAAACAUCUCUCAGUUUCCUGGUGUCUGCACUUCUUGAAUAGAGCUGAAGACGUAGUUACCAAAGAACUGGUGAAAAGCUCCAAGAAUCAUGCUUUUGAUGGGUUUGAGGUUAACUGUGAGGAUCAGAAUCGGAGUCGGUGUCCUAUAUGUGCCGUCUUUAGCGUGUUGAUGCUCUGGAAAGGGGCCUUCAAGUCAGCAGUGUGUCCUGGAACUGCACCGGUUCGGUCAUAGGCUAUGGAUUCGGCCGGUAACAGCCCUUUCCCCAUACAGAGACUUUAAACCACCUGCUGUCGUAAUGUUAAUGCUGUUUUAGGGGUAAGUGUGGUUGAUGGUGAUUGGAGCGAUGAGAAGGCUUAUGUGAGCAUGUGGAACCUGAACCAUAUAUAUAUAUAUAAAAAUAAAAAAAUAUUUAAAAA